AACUGAUUUGUUAUGGGCUUAACAUGUACGCCAGGAUAUAUGAUUAACUCCACUAAACAUCUUGGCAAGAAUUUAGACAUAAAGUUCGAUUUUAACUAUUAGGCUACAUUGAUUUGUGGUCAAUAUUGUGAAUUGCCUUCUUGGUUUUUGCCCUCUCUGUUCAUAGUAGUGGCCUACUAUAAGCUUUUCGUAUAGUAUAUAAAUGUAUGCACACUUCCACUACAUCUCCACAAUCUUGUGUGUGUUUGCAGCCUCCCACCCACAUAAAUUAAGUCCAUCAGAACUGAGAAGAAGCAAUGAAGCAAGUUUCUCAUGCAGCUGCUAUAAUUUGUGUGUUUCUUCUCUUAAUCAUUCCCCACACAUCUGCUCGACUCCUUCUUUCGCAUCAAGGAGACGACGACAGUGCAGGCAUGAGCCUGCAGCAGCAGGAGGAUUUUUCAACUUUGAUGGGAUUGGAGGAAUCAUGUGGUGAUGGAGAUGAAGGGUGUGAGAAGAGAAGAAUGGUUAGCAUAGCUGUUGGUGCUGUGGGAGUCGCAAUGCACAUGAAGCUUCAAGUGUUUGUCUUAAGACUAAAAUUUAGGUAAGAUCUGUGGAGAUGCAACUCAGAGGAGUUUCUCUUUCGUUAUUUUCUUCCAAAAGGGAUCAGUACG
This is a messenger RNA of Sesamum indicum (sesame), 650 nucleotides long. The record is from RefSeq and is a predicted model, not a curated record. Lineage: Eukaryota; Viridiplantae; Streptophyta; Magnoliopsida; Lamiales; Pedaliaceae.